Messenger RNA from Nematocida homosporus, 1296 nucleotides. RefSeq lists its product as uncharacterized. The record is from RefSeq and is a predicted model, not a curated record. The transcript has a single exon. Lineage: Eukaryota; Fungi; Microsporidia. Bases 1 to 1296 code for a protein of 431 amino acids.
AUGGAUACUGAUACGCGGUUUGUCUUGUCAAAAUCCACCAUGUCCAAAUCAAAAGUCUUAAAAGAGAUAGUCCUGGCGGAAAAGAUUACUUGUUGCCUGAAUAAGGCUUUAGUUUUUGGAGGGUUCUUAGGUGGAGUUAUUAAGAUUAGUGCACAGCAAUAUCCAGUAGUUAUAACUCAAGUUGAAGAUCCAGUUUCGGCUCUGGCUAUAAAAGGUAAUAAUGUUGACAGCAAUGAAUUGGGUUUAAUGGGUAGUAUUAGUAUGAGUGGUGGUAUUAGUAAUGAUAGGGUGGGUAGUAGUGGUAGUGGUAUGAGUAGUAGUAUUAGUAAUGAUAGGGUGGUUAGUAGUGAUAGGGUGGGUAUGAGUAUGAGUAUUAGUAGUGGUAGUGGUAUGAGUAUGAGUAUGAGUAUGAGUGGUAGUAGUAGUGGUAGUGUUAUGAAUGACGAAGUGGAUAGUAAGUUGGCUAUAGGUACUUGGAAGGGUGAAGUUAAGUUGGGAGGUGGAGGUGGGAUUAGUAUAGGAAGACUGCCUUGUAAGUACUUGCAGAGUAUGGGUGGAAUAAGAGGUAGUGGUGGGGAGGUAGAGGAGUACUGGGUGGCUAGUGAUGCUAAUGGACUGGUUGUUCUGGUUGAGGAAAAGUUGGUGAGUGGUGGACGGCAGUUGCAAGAAGCCUUUCGGUGGCGGUUGGGUACUUACUUGCUUAAAUGGAUAGUGAAUGGAGAUGGUUGGGUGGGAUUGACGGGAUUUAGUGUGGUUUGGGUGGAAAGAGGAGAAAAAGGAGAGUUUGUAGUGAGUAAUCAAAUUGCCCAUAUUCAUGCUGAUCGGGAGGAAACUGAAACUUUAGUCUGUUUAGUGGAAAGUCAAGGUAGACUUUUUGCUGGAACAAUUGGAGGUUGGCUAGUAGAACUAUUAGACUGGUCCGAUGCAACUACUUUUCAAAUCAAACAUCUCAAACAAGUAAGUACUGAGAAGAUUACGGAUCUUAUAACUUAUACCGUAAAUGAUAAAUCAUACUUUAUCUGCACUACUCCUAACCAUCUACACAUAAUAGAUCAGACUAAAUUAUCUCACUUAGACCAAUUUGAACUAUCUAAAACGAAUAGUUUAGGCUGGGUAAGAGUAUGUCCAGACCAACUCGGGCUCUUAGCCGUCUUAGAUAUUUGUCAUCGCAUUUAUUUCGUUGAUAUAACUGCAGUCACUGGCCAAAACCAACCCGGCCCUGCACUACCCAGCACUGCCUCCGUAGAUGAUAUCUAUCAAGACCUUCUAGCCCAAGUAAACAGUGGCCAACUCUAA